Messenger RNA from Oryza sativa Japonica Group (Japanese rice), 2805 nucleotides. RefSeq lists its product as uncharacterized. NCBI's taxonomy places the organism in Eukaryota, Viridiplantae, Streptophyta, Magnoliopsida, Poales, Poaceae. The record is from RefSeq and is a predicted model, not a curated record.
AAAAAAAACCUUAAAAAUGAUUGAAUCCUAGAAACUCUGACCUAUACAAGUGGUAGGCCACACGACACUCCCCUCCUAUUUCUCCGUGGGCUGACUCUUGUCUUGCUCGCAUGGAGGAGAGAGAAAAAUUCCAAGAAACCAGCAAAAGGCAGGAGAUAGGCGGAGCACCAUCCAAGGAGAAGAAAGGGGAAGAAAUGACGAGAACAACUCCAAUCUCCUGAUCGCCCAAUCCAGAUAUUGGGAAAGCAUACACUGAAACUGCCGAAGGUUAAAGGAAAUGCCAGUGUUGAAGACCGUAGGCCGAUUCUUUCGGCGAUAUCCUUCGAUCUUCAGUUCACUUGUGUUUCUAGUCAUAUUGUACAAGUUCUUCUUUGGUUGGUUCACCUUCCUCCUGGAAACAUCACCCAUCUUCCUAUUUGCUGGUUUUUUUCUUGGAAUCAUCCUAGCUUAUGGUGAGCCAAACAUUCCGGAAAAUGACCACGUCUACAAAAAGAUUGAGAAAGCUUACAAUCGGAAUGUCCGGGACAACAGUAAAUCAACUGGGGGUGUAACUCUUCCAAGUAUUGCAUCUAGUGAAGAGAGAUUGGCCAAACACAACAACACGGAAAAGGUAACCAACGGAAGAUCUCAUAUUGGAGCUUUUUCUUCUGAAUCAGGAUCAGGUGAAUCGGAUGGAUCAGAAACUGAUACCCAUCCAAUGCUCCACACAUUCCACCAUCUUAGGUCAGCUACAAGUUCAUCGCGAUCCUCUCAAGACGGGGACUCCAAUGACAGCAGUAUUGAAGAUGGAAAUGAAAACCAAGAGGGCAAGGAUGACAAUGAACAUGAAGAGAAAAACGGUAAAGUCGUGGCAUGGACCGCCGAUGAUCAAAAGAACAUACUAAAUAUAGGGUGUUUGGAGAUUGAGAGGAACCAGAGGUUAGAGAACUUGAUUGCUCGACGCAGAGCAAGGAAAUAUAUUGAUAGGAACCUGAUUGACUUUGGCAGCAGUGACUCCCUCCCAAAAAUUGAGGAGCUCUCAAAGUUCAAUGUUCAAAUUCCAGCCAUAUUUGCUCCUAGGAAAAAUCCAUUUGAUCUUCCCUACAAUGAAGAUAACUUCCCGGAAUCCGCUCCAUCUGCGCCAUUGAAUAUGUUAAGUAAGUUCGAUCUUCCAUUUGACGAAGCAAAUGAGAGUAGCUCCACUGGUGGAGCUAACUCAAACCAUGUGGACUCUACUACUGUUUUUUCUCAAUCACAAAAAGAUACAAUGUUUAGGAGGCACGAAAGCUUCACACCAGGAGCAUCAUUCCUUAGUGACUUUUGGCAAGAUACGCAGCCUUCUCGGUUCAGACCAUACUUUGUGACAGAAAAAAUGGCUAAUGAGGGAAUCUCAGUUCCUAAUCUUGAGGGAGAAGCAAGUGAAAAGAGUUCUGUUGAAGACUCAGAUAGCACUUCUUCAGUUACUGAUCAAGAAAACCAUAAACUAGUAUUGGAGGAUAGCCCAAACCAAAAUCUCGGACCUCAGAUGAGUCAAAUGGAUGAACAACCUCAUCGUUCCCAAAAUGCUAGAGAGGUUCCUCUUGCACUUGACAUCGAGCCGCCUUUACUAAUAAGUGAUUCCUCAGAUGAUGACAUAUCACUUCCUGGUGGAAAUAUAAAUGAUCGUGAAGAAGCGCAAGAGAAUGGAAAUUUGAAUUUGUCACAAAAUGCGUCAUUGGAAGACCCUAGUGUUAUUGAAUACCCUCAUCAAAUGGAGAUGAUAAGCAAUGAAUUUCACCAAUUAUCCCCACAUUCAAAUGAUAAUGACUCACUUUCAUCAUCAACAGAAGCAACUGAACCUCCUGAAUUGAAUAGCAUUGAACUACCAGCUAACGAAGUGGAGUUUAUUAACGAAAUCCCGAUUGCUGAUCCCAUUUAUGAUAUAAGUCCAUCAAGAAGCGAGAAGCCUGCAUCUAUUGGUUCAACUAUUGAUGCAGUUUUGUUGCAAGAAGGUAAUACUCAUACUUCUGAUGUCGAAAUGAGUAUGGAUGGAGAGGAUUCAGUAUCAAGAAUUGAGGCGAGUGAGAUACCCGCACCUAGUUUGGCUUCUGUGCAGGAAAGCAAACCCAGAGAAAAAGAAACCUCUGAAGUAAAGGAGCAAGAUAAUAGUGGCCAUGAUGGAGGCAAUCAGGAUUCUGUCAGUCAUGCUAACUCAAAAGUACCUAUGAUUAGUUCUAAGCCGAGCAUUAGCGGUUUAAGUAAUCCAGUUAAGUCUGGCAGUAAAAUGAUAUCAUCCUCAAAAAAGGCAGUUUUUGGACUCUUCAAGAAAUGACAGGGGACCCUGAUUGUAAGCUUCUUGACUAAGCCCAUUGGAGGCAAAGUGCACCCUGGCCACAAAUUGUUGAGUAAUGGGAGGCAAAGAGAGUUUUCAAUACUCAAGGGACCAGAAGGAUUGGAUUAUCUGUUUGAUCUGUAUAAUCUGAGUGUACAGAAAAAAAACUGCAAAAUUAGCAUUGAUGCUUAACUCAUAUGACAAAUGGGAUAAUGGAAAGAUACAAGAGUUUUGGAGGUUCCAUAUGUGUAUACCUUCAAGGCCAUCAAAUUUUAUCUGAAAUUGUCAGGCACUUUAGGAACAUGAACAGAAGUGAAAAUGCCCUUCUAGCUGAGUGUUUCUAGUUUAUGCAGUGCCUCUAUUUUAAAAAGCUUGCCUGAGUGUGCCAUUGUCAAGCUAUUAGUACUUAAUUUAUUGGUCAGAAAUUGGAAUAUAUGUUUUUUUGACAGCUUAGUAUGUAAACUAUUUUCAGAAUUGUCAAGUUUCUAAGAAAGGAUUGUGUUACUUCAAUUACA